AUGCCAGAUGCCCAGUUUUGGAUGUAUCAAAGUGAUUUCAACUCACCCAGAGAUGAGUCGCAGACUCUCUAUACCCGGUGGAUGUCCUAUAUCACUACUGAAUCGAUGAGACUGUCGCUGUAUACCCUAGUCUUCCUGGACUCACACACAUUUUCACCUUGCAAUUCUCGACCCUUGAUGUCACCGAUGGAGCUUGGCUGGGAACUUCCCUUCCCUAUCAGUCUAUGGGAGGCCAAAAACCCUCAUAUAUGGCUUCUGAGGUUCAAUGAGAACUUCGGACCAUUGAGCUUUUCAAUAGCCAACAGUCUGUUACACGGGCCACGCGGCCUGGGGACGGCCUCUUUGACCAUUGCUACUCAGCAACUCAUGACCCAAACACCGGACUCAGAACUUUUAGCGGCGCUAGAAGCAUCCCCCUUUGCCGCGUUUUGCGUUUUGACGAACAUCGGUGCUCUGGUGCGAGACUUUACGCGAUGUUACUAUCAAAUGCCGCCAAGUCCGUCUGAUCCAAAUCCGUUCCAUAUACUGACCCAGGCUCAGAACAAACAAGUACACACCGCGAUAGAAGCAAUCGCGAAGAUUGUCAAAAAGCAGGCUUAUACUGGCGACAGCCCUCAGUUUCUUCUAUGGAGAACGAAUGAGCUCUUUCUCUCUUCCAUCAAUAUCAGCUUGUGUCGCCCGGAUCAACUCUUGAUAGCAGGCAUUGUGGAUAACAGCUUGAUAGCUGGGAUGGCUGCAUCCACUCACCUAACCCAAGGGAACCUUGUCGCGAUUCGGCGGUCAACACCUCUUGUGCCUCAUCAUGUCGGUGGCGACGAGGGAAUUGUGGCUCUUCUGAAAGAUUUAUCGGUCGCAUUGUCCAGCAUAUUCGGAGAAGAGCAGGACAAAGUGGCACGUGAAGCUCCAUGGGUCACUGUGGCUAGUUACGGUGUUUUAUUAUGCAUAUGGGGAGCGCUAAGACGUGCAAGCAGUGAUAUUCGACACCAUUUGGACACCUUCAACGAACUUCCAAUCACGUCGGAAUCCUGCAUGUUGAUCUUCAACACUCUCAUGGAGUCAGCCCUUCUCCAUUAUCCCACCGAGAAUGAUCGGGUCACACGAGACCCCCGCUUGUGGACCAUGGAUCGAGAGGCUUUCGUUAGUCUUCUCGAUGAAGGCGAGUCACUAUUCGUCAAUUUGAUCAAGGCAUUCUGUCAGCGGAGAUCCUUGUGGGGAAUUGGACCUUCGAUGCUGGCUGUGCUGGGCGAAAUUCCCGCUACUGGAGCCGAGUGA
Molecule: messenger RNA, 1272 nt
Organism: Penicillium cosmopolitanum
Lineage: Eukaryota; Fungi; Ascomycota; Eurotiomycetes; Eurotiales; Aspergillaceae
Exons: 1
Coding region: 1-1272 (423 amino acids)
Source: RefSeq, a predicted model, not a curated record